Peniophora sp. CBMAI 1063 is the source of this 1095-nucleotide messenger RNA. The record is from the annotation of a GenBank genome assembly. NCBI's taxonomy places the organism in Eukaryota, Fungi, Basidiomycota, Agaricomycetes, Russulales, Peniophoraceae.
AUGCAUCCCAUACGUCUUAUCUCACUCCGUCGUAACGGCACCAGCAAACGCGGUGGGCGCGAUUAUCCGGAUCGCAAAGACGGAUCCGGAGCGCAGAAACUCUGGUCGAGGAAGCAGGCGGAGAGGAUAAAGGUUGAGAGGACCGCGGUGUGCCGCUUGGGCGGGAAGAGGACGCGGCCACCGUGUCCCAAGGUGUGCGCGUCCGCGGUCGCGAGUCCGGAUGUCGAGGAGUUUUCUGCACAACGCCUAGUAUGCCGUCGCGCCAGAGACGACGACGACGAGAACUGCCCACUGCUUCACCUCCACCAUCAGUCUCGUCACCUCGACGCGCAUUCGCCCCAAACCGAAGCUACUCAGAGGCACGCCCGGUUCAAGAAAGAGACGCGUCUGAGGUCCACGUACGGGCGGCAAACGUCGCGCUACCAUUGCAAUGCUUCCAACACCGACGCGACUGCGCUUUUCCCUUGCGACGCGCACCCAGGUCGAGGUCAAGACUCGCCGGCACCGGUUGAUGGUGCGCCACCAGCAAUCGACGAUACGGUCAAGAUCACUGGAUUGGCGCACUCCUCGCAGUCGAGUUGGCUCGUCGGUCGCUGCGCUUCCAACCCGGGGCAUUCUGCGUCCACACCACAGAUCGAAGAUAUUGCAUCCUCUCACUCGCCCAACUUCCAAUCCCUACCGCAUCCACCCUCUAACCGUCGCCAUCAACUGGCCUUAGUACCCCUGCCCUUACACCGCGCCGAACGCUUCACCGUCCCAUUUUCGAAAGCACUGGCUCUGUGCGGAUCUGCGUGCAGCUCACUACACAGCUCGCCGGCUGCCGUUGAGGCCGGUGCACCCCCGCUACGGAUCGACGACAUGUCCAUCUUAUUCGUCCAACGCCCUUGCUAUGGAACCGGCGCACCCCUCGCCGUUGUCGCCAACGAUCCCUCCGCAACAGACAAUGGCGCGCUCAGCGCCACCGCCUCUACUCUCCGCCUUAUCCUCCCCGUUCGCGCACUCCGCCAUGGCCAGCUCAACUCCUCCCGAGCUCUCACCUUCCUCCGUUCCCAGCACCGCCUCUUGCCCGCUUGCUGCUACACCAACGCGCCGUAA